GGACGGGACGUCGACGACGCCCAGCGGGCCCGUGGCGCUGCUCGCCGAGCCUGUACCGGUGGCGGAGAUCUUCUUUCUCUUUUCUUCUGCACUGCUGCCUGAUGGCAGGCUCAUGAUAGCGUUCCGCAAUGCGUCCGACGACGCGGCGCUGGUGACAGUCCUCUCGACGUAUGUCAGCGUCAAUCCAGAUCGGCCUGCUGCGCUUCCGCCGGUGGCCUCGCUCUCUGUGGGGCCAAUGACGCGGGUGCUGGCCGAGGGCCGGCGCGCAGGCUCGGGCACGCCUGCGUCCUCGCUGUUCGGCGCUGUCGGCUCACUUGCAUACCUGAGCGGCUGGGACGUGCUGGCAAUCAUCAACGAGUUUGUCGGCGUUGGCGAUGUCGACGAGAUCUUCUUGCUCCUGCGGUACGAUCCGGUGACGGACACGGUGAUCAAGGCGUCGUCGGAAACAAGCCUCGAUGUCGAGGGUGUGGUGAUGCAGUCGGCGUAUGGAGUUGGGCUUGCCCGGCUCGAUGACUACUCCAGCUCACGCGGCGUGGUCGCCGGAAGCCCGAUUUUUGCCAUGGGCUAUGUUGAUGCGUUCAGCCAGAUCAGCUCGUCGCUAGACGUGUACAUCACUGUCGUCGACGCCAGUGAUCCGGACAACCUGGUCUUCUCGCCACGCUUCAUGUCGGGCGUUGGGAAGCCGCGCGGUUCUCGCUUCUCCCGAUGGAGAACAACAAGAUCAUGCUCAUCGCGCACCCGCUCACCUCGUCGCUACAGUUGCAGGCCAUGCUGUGCAACCACGACAAUUCGGCGAUUUUGGGCUGUGGGUCGCUCGAGACGAUCACGAUGGCCAAGGUCGAGGUGUACGCGGCCAUGGUAGUGGCGGCCGACAGUGUGGUAGUCCUUGCUGCUGACUCGACGGUGAAGACCUUCUUUGGGCUCCAGGUCAACAUCACAGACGCGGCAACGAACGCUGUGGCUGUGGCGAAUUCCGGAAAGGGAUACCCCGGCCAGUGGCCAGUCCUUGCGGUGGCGAACAAGGUCCGCUAUGCGUUCGCAGGCUACAUGAUGUUUGGGGCGGUUGCGGGUGAGGCCGGGGCGUACCCGAGCUUUUUGGUCUCAGUCAUUGAGGGGCCCGACUACCGGGUCGGGCUUGUCAUGGGCUCGCUGACGUAUCCCGAGGUGGCACGCGAUCCCAUCCCGGUGCAGCUGACGCUGGGGACGAGCGUAACGGUCGCGCUUGGCCUCGCGCCGCGCCCAUCGUCGCUUCCGACCUUUGGAUGCCUCAACUUGCCUGUUGAGCUGGCGACGAUGCCGGUGUCGUGGGAUGCGACUCGCGGCGAGUUGACCAUGACGCCGCCGGCACCAGGCCUGUUCUCGGUUGAGUUUCUCCUGUACAUGCCUGCGCGGGCUGUCACGGUCGACAUGGUGGUGUAUGGUGUGCCGGCGCAGCUCAAUGCUCCGCGAGCACAGUCUGUGACGCCGUCGUCUGUUGUAGUCGAAUGGGAUGUGGUGUCGAACGAGGACGAGCUCGGUGGCGCAACAGUUGUCUACACAGUGCGUGUGCUUGGGUUGGACGGCCGUGCGCUGCCAAGCAAUCUGGAUGCGGCGGCACCAAGCGCGGUCGAGUAUCCGACCGGCACGGAGCGAGUCCUCGAGCUCAGCGGCCUUGCGCCGUCGCAGCAGCUUGCGGUGGCGGUGAAGGCCGAGUCGACUGGGUUUGGCGGUGGAUACUCGGCGUGGGCGCUGCUCUCUUCGGGCGCGCUGUGCACCGCGCCGGGUGCCUAUCUGCCGCCCACUUUUCCGCGGACUGGUCCGUGUGCGUUUUGCCUCGGUGAUGACUACACCGAGGCGCCACCUGCUGGUGCCGGUGCAGGCAGCUCACCGGAGCGGUGUGCGCCGUGUCCCCUGCUGACCACCGCGCCGGCGUUCUCAUCGACAAUCGCCAACUGCAGCUGCGUGCCGGGUGCGUGGGCGCGCCGAAUCGCUGUGCCGUGGGAGUGCGAGCCGUGCCCGCCUGGCGGAGAGUGUUCGGGCGGCCUGGCCCGACCGAGAGCGGUCCCUGGCUACUUUGAUGUCAAUGGCGAUGGUACGGUGCUGGCCAAGUGCCCGCGGGCCACGGCUUGCCUUGCGGGUGGCGGGUGUGCGGUUGGCUACAGCGGCGUGCUCUGCUCCGAGUGUGCCGAUGAGUACUACGUCAACUUGGCGACAGGCGGGUGCGUGAGGUGCCCCAAGUCGUCUGCGGCAGUGUUUGGCUCGGCGCUAGCUGUACUCAUUCUCGGCACGCUCGGGGUGCUCGCGGGUAUCUUCCACCUUGCGGUCUUCCCUUGGGAGGUAACUGCGGAAGGAGUGUCGACGUCGCGGGCGCGCAAGGUUCCGCACUCAAUCUCUGUGGGGCUUGUUUUCCUGCAGAUUCUCGGCGUACUCUCCUCGAUUCCGCUCCGAUGGCCAGAAUCUGUCUCACGGACGCUAGGCAUCUUCCGACUGCUCAACAUCGACAUCAAGGUGGCGACGUCCGAGUGCUCGAUCACGUCGUUUUACUCGAUGUUUUUGCUCACGGCGGCUCUCCCGCUGGUCGGGCUCUUCCUGCAUGUGUGCGGCGUGUGUCUGGCGUUUGCACUCCCGCCGUUGUCUGGCUACGUGCAGCAGACGCGUGGGGCGGCGAGCGUUGGCCUCUGGCGGCUGCUCAUGCUCUCAACCGAGCGGCUGGUGUGUGUCGUCGGUCCCGUGAUGUACAUCGGCAUGGCGCAGGCAACGCUCUCGUACUUUGAUUGCUCGCAGUUUCCGGACGGUAAGUUCUACCUCGAUGCCUCGCCCGGAACCCAGUGCGUGGACUCUGAGUGGCUGGCGACGCUGCCUGUAGCGCUGCUAGCAACCGGCUUGUACGUUGUUGGGCUCCCUAUCUUCCUCGCCACUGUGCUUUGGAAGCGAGUCCGCGGCCGGGUCCGCGACGAGGCGACGCUGGCGCGGUAUGGCACCAUCUUUAUGCUCUACCGGCGACCGCUCUUUUUCUACGAGCUCAUCUUGCUGGGCAAGCGGCUUUUGGUGGUGGUGGUGGCGCUCUUCUUCUCCUCGCAGCUCCUUGUCCAGAUCUCGAUUCUUCUCUUCAUUUUCCAGCUCAGUAUGCUCGCGCAGCUCAAGCUGCGGCCGUAUUAUCGCGAGGUGUACAACGCGCUCGAGACACGCCUCAAUGUCGCCGUCUCGUUCCUCCUCCUCUUUGGCCUCUGCUUCUACGUCGAUAAGUUUCCCAACGAGGGCUCGCGCAUCGUCUUUGCCGCCGUUGCUUUUGUGGUUGUCGCCACGUGCCUUGUCCUUGUUGGACAGGCCAUCGUCGCUGAAGCGCGCAUGAUCCUUGCCGACCGUCGCCUCGCCCAGGCUGGACUCACCGCCACUUCCACGCUCAACGAGCGCGAGCGGGUGUUUUUGCCGUUGUCGAGCGCGAAUUUGCCGACAUCGAGGACAUCGACAUGAAGCUCCGGCUGCUCCAGCUGUACCAAGACUUUGUGCCUGCCGACGAGGCCAAGGAGCUGGAGGGGUAGUGCAGUGCGUACGUCGGCUGGUGUGGUGCAACUCUCUGGGUCGGGAGACGGUUAUUCCGUCGCAAUUUCUUUGCCAUGGCAGCUUUUCAGGGCCAGACCAGGCACAAUGCCAUGUAGAUCAAACGGUGCUGCUUCUCAUAGUAUAGCAACGGUGGGUGG
This is a messenger RNA of Thecamonas trahens ATCC 50062, 3680 nucleotides long. RefSeq lists its product as uncharacterized. The record is from RefSeq and is a predicted model, not a curated record. The transcript has a single exon. The coding region runs from base 706 to 3453 and encodes 915 amino acids. Gene Ontology annotation, molecular function: protein binding. NCBI's taxonomy places the organism in Eukaryota, Apusomonadida, Apusomonadidae.